This is a messenger RNA of Abrus precatorius (Indian licorice), 2436 nucleotides long. RefSeq lists its product as uncharacterized. The transcript has 6 exons. The record is from RefSeq and is a predicted model, not a curated record. The coding region runs from base 67 to 2436 and encodes 789 amino acids. NCBI's taxonomy places the organism in Eukaryota, Viridiplantae, Streptophyta, Magnoliopsida, Fabales, Fabaceae.
AUUAGCUGUGUUUCGAUUUCACAGCUGCUGUGUGUACUCUCACUCUCGCUUCGUAUUUUCCCGCGAAUGUACGGCCUUCAACCGCGCUUUGGCGGCGGCCCUCGGCAAGCGCCGCCGCAUCCCUCUAAUGUCCCAAACCCUAACAUAUACUUAUUUCAACCACCGCACUCUUUCUCUCCCCAAAACUUUCAACCUCCAAAUUGGCCUCCUCAGCAGCAGCAUCACUCCCCAAACCCUAAACUCGCAAUCGACAGAGCUGACCGUGCCGCCGCUAACGCCUGCCACGACCUUCUCGCAGCCGGCGAAUCCGUGUCCGCAUGGAAGGUCUCCCAGAACGCUCUUUUAACGCUGCAGGUUGAUUCAUGGAACUCUUUGGGCAUCAAAAUGCAGCAAGUUCCAUCACUUCACCGCCUGAUGAUCACCGAAGGGAAGGUGAAUGCUUUUGUCCAUUGUUUUGUUGGGGUUCGGAGGAUCACUUCCGUAUAUGAUUUGGAAGUGGCUAUCUGCAAGAAUGAGGGUAUUGAUAGCUUUGAAGAGCUCGGAUUGGGACCUCUGUUGCGACACCCUUUGGUUAUUCAUUACUUUUCCCUUCGCUCCGAUGUACCCCAAGUGUUUAAGAUAACCAGUGAGGAGAUCAUUCAGUUAUUAAGCCACUUUUUAGAUGCUUCUAAGAUUAAUGAAGUCAUCAAGGUUGAACACUUUUUGGAUUUUGUUGCCAAGAACCGGUCGGUUAAAUGCAAGGAGUGGCUCGGGAUUCGAAUACAGAACUUGGGAAUGUACAUAUCUGCCAUACGAGAAGCUAGAAAUUUAGAGCAAUCAACAUUAGAGAAGUGCUUGAAGACAUUAAAAAUGAAAAAUGAGAAAUUCAGGAAGUGUCCCAUUUCUUACUCGCAAAAAAAGCAGUUAGAUGAACGUUUUAAUGCCAUUACUCAGCGUGUUGAGUCUUUUUCUCCAGUAAAAAAGUCAUUUUGCGGACAACAUAUAAGAUUUAUAUCAUCAAGUUCAGAAGAUGAAGAUAGUGAUAAUUCUACAGAUGAUGAAAAUAAUAACAUUGUUAUGGGCAGCUGGUCAAAUCCAUCAUCACAAUUUGCCAAAAGUUCAGAACGAGUGAGUAGCUGUCCUUACCCAUCUGCAACUGAAGAGAUGGCACGACUCGGGGUUAGGGGUGAUAUGCAAGGAAACUCACUUAGGAACCUUAAAAAAGAAUUUAAUGAGCCACCUAGGAAAAAAAGAAAAUCUGAAAAUGUAACUUCUACAAAAUCUGCUCCUUCUAAAUUGCUUAAGAAAAACAAAUUUCAAGUUGUUGCUGCCCCAAAGGAGAAUGGUAACACAUCCAAGGUAUCAAUCAAUAUGUGCGAAGAUCUUUCCAUUACUAACGAGUCUUUGCAGAUGUUUGUCACAACCUGGAAGGAGGCAUGUUCGGAGUACAAGGUUGAUGAGGUUUUGGAGAGGAUGCUUCAAUUCUAUGAAGUAAAACCCCGGCGACAGAGGAAAGUCAGAAUGAUGCUCUCAUCAUAUCCUUUCAUUGGGUUACUGAAUGCUGCUGUGUCAUCUAUCAAAUCUGGAAUGUGGAACAGCAUCUAUGAUACCUUCCAAGCUAUCAACAACACUGAAUUAACUCACUCACCAACUAAGAGUUCUGAAUAUAAGAUUAUAGAUGUUGGACCUAACUUGGAAAAUGUACCAAACAUAACAAAGGAUAACGCAGAGAAUACAAAGUGUAUUUCUUCUUCUGAUGUCAUCAGAAAGAUUGGAACCUAUUUUGACCUUGAUAAUGAAAUAUAUAGAAGCAGUAAUUCAUUGGUGCAAGAUAGACUUAUGUUUUUGAGGAAGUUUUGCAACUGUGAAACUUGGGUGGCUGAGCAGUUUGGUAAGAAAAACUUUGAUUCUCUUGGUUAUGGGGAUUUCUCGUCAUUCAUUGAGAAGUGUGUUAACCAGUUGCCUCAUGAACUGCUGAAAUUGUUGGUUGGUAGCACGUGUGAAAAUUCCUCUUUUAAGGCCUGCAUAUCCUCUUAUCAAUUGAAUGUUCUAAUAUCUCAGGCUCUUAGUAGUUUGUGGGAGAAUGAAACAGUAACCAAGCAGAUGAUAUCCACGCUGCUUAUGAGGCAGUUCCCUUCAAUUAGUUUUGAAGUUGUGGAAAAUGGGUCUCUUGAGGAUCUGCUGGAUACUGUUUGGGGGCAUAAAUCUAGCAUGACUUCUAAGUGUGUUGUAUUUUCUUCAACUAUUAUAGAAAAGAGCAAUCAUGGAGAUUUGUUAGGUGACGGAGAUAACAGUUUGUCUGAAAUCAUCAUUGAUAGGUCUGAUAUGAGCCAGAAAACAAGAAGCUCUGAAACUGUUAUAGCAAAAAAUGCAAUUGCAGUCUUACUUAAGUCACCGAUGUUGUCUGACUUGAGGAAAUGCAAUUCAACAAGAGGCAGCUUCUGGCUGAAAAAUUAA